ACCUCCUUCCAUCACUCUGGCCCUAUUGCCUUCUGCCUCAUGACACUGAACACUCCUCGCUCCGCUUCUUCACAAUUAUCCUCUGUGGUUGCAAUCCAUCCUGCAGCAUCACCCAGAACACGUCGCUCGAGUGCACUCGCCACUGCAACGACAACAGCGACUACCUCAGCCUCAACCACUAUUAUUUCUACAACGACCACUACAUCUAAUACAGCCAUCUCAACUAAUAUGAUUGAUACCAAUGAUACCAUUGAUACGAAUGGUACGAAUGAUACGAAUAAGGCAUCCAGUGCUCCUUUUCACUCCAGUGUAACCAUUGGACAACGUACGACAACUGCUACGACUACAGCUGCCAUCUCCAACAACACCUACACGCGACGCAACGCUCCCCAACGGUCGAAUGUCAAACCUCGGUGGCACACCCAGCCCUACAUGAUGUUCCUUGCCCUGAGGUCCAUGCCAAACCAUACUGCUGCACGACAAGAGCUGAUCAAUGCUGCCGUCGCAUUGGACCGCAAGUUCAGUGCAGAGAGGGGAUUGCCACGCGUGUUCACUGGCAAGACCCCAAUGAACUCUGCAUCAGCUUGUUUGACCAACAAUGGAGACAAGUACUUUGUUCCUUUUAAGCCCGAAGGAAGCAGGAGCACACACUUUCGACUCGCUUACGCCCCCGGGGAUUUCGACACCGCCGUCAGGGAGUACGACGGUUGGAUGGAAAAGCUCAUCAAACACGAUUGGCCAUUGUGCUUUGGUGUACCAAAGGAAGGUGCAGUUCCUAUCCACAUUCUAGAGCAGCAAUCCCGCACGGCCCUGGAACAGGAGUCAUCAAACGUACCAGGAGAUCAGUCCACGACAGCAGAAACGACGGCCCUCAACGAUAUCUCUUCCGCAUUAGCAACAACGAUAGCCCUCAACGGUGUUUCCUCCUCAACAGAUACUGACAGCAUCAGCACACUCUCAGGAGCAACACCGCUCGAAGCAGACAGCGUCAAAGCCAAUGGUGAAUACCCAACAGAAUCAAAGAAGCGGAGCCCCGAACCCGUUGAUACCGAACUGGACAAAGUUGAACGGAGCACUAAGAAGGCCAAGGCCGAGCUAGACUCGGAGGCAGUAUCAGGUGCAGACCGUGAUCUGGAUCAGGACCAGGUGGGCGCUUCUGAACAGGACUCCAAGGUAGCGGAGAGAUUCGAACAAUUGGAACUAAAGUCGACGAGUAGCGCGGCGUCAUCUCUCCCAUCAACGCCUGCGACAAUGACACCACAGGAGCCAGAAUCAGCAUCAGUAUUAGAAUCAGUAUCGGCAUCGGCGGCAUUAGUGACUGCGCUUGCACCUGCACCUGCACCACUAUUCUCAGCAGCAAUGGUAGCAACAGCAAAAACAACCAAGGCUGCCACCCCACAGCCGGACGUUCACAGAGUGGAUGAGUACCGCCUGGAGGAUCUAGAUCUGACGAAUGUACCGACGAGUCUUUCGCACGUCGUCCGUGUGGAUGAGUCAACGAUCCCUAACUCAGGAAAUGGACUCUUUGCGAAGAUCGAUAUUCCGGCCAGUACACCGCUUGGAUUCUAUUUCGGCGUGCCGAUGACGGAGAAUGAGUUUGAUUCACUCAAGGAUGGCGUUGGCGUCGCCUCUCAUUACUCGAUCAUGUACCGUCGUACGGUCCUGGAUGCCACGGACGAGAAUGGGACGCCCUAUAGUGACCCCAACGGAAGACUCUAUUGCCCAUUCCACUUUAUGAAUGAGGACCCCAGUGGCAACAUCACAUUUAUCACGGGCAGCGUGGUAAACCAGGUCAUUUGUCAGACCAACCGGGAUGUUAAGGCUGGAGAGGAGUUAUUUGUGUUCUAUGGAAAGGAGGUCGAUCGGUUCUGGGAGAAGGAGAAGGAGGCCUUUAGAAGCGAUACCAAUAGCGAUCACAAAAAAGGAAAGACGGGCUCCAGGGCCGCUUCACCCGUAAGAAGGGAAGAAUCAACGACAGACCGACCUAGGCGGAACAACAUCUACAAGCCCGCACGUUACACACGCUAAUUCACAAUGACCUCCAUCAAUCUAUCGAAUAAAACUUUGGAUUGGGUGUUAUCUAUGCU
This is a messenger RNA of Gamsiella multidivaricata, 2087 nucleotides long. RefSeq lists its product as uncharacterized. Lineage: Eukaryota; Fungi; Mortierellomycota; Mortierellomycetes; Mortierellales; Mortierellaceae. The record is from RefSeq and is a predicted model, not a curated record. The transcript has 2 exons. Bases 40 to 2028 code for a protein of 662 amino acids. Gene Ontology annotation, molecular function: protein binding.